AUGGGCAGGAUGAGCCCCCCCCACAUCUCCACAUGGUGCCACCGGACGGGGGCUCGGCCCUCCCCCUCCUAUGUGCACCGGGGCCGGGGGCCAAAGCCUCGGUGUUCCCCCGGGGCCGGUAUCUGUCCUCGUGUUUCCCCCACCGCGGGGCCGGGUUCCGUGUGUCCCAUCCGUGCCAGUGUCCGUCCCUAUGCCCCCCCACCCAGUGCCAGUGUUCCCCCGGUGCCGGUGUCCAUCCCCGUGCCCCGCCCCAGUGCCGGUAUCCGUCCCUGUCUCCACUCCCCGGUGCCGGUUUCCGUGUCCCCUCCGGUGCCGCUGUCCGUCCCUUCGUCCCCCCGCCCCGGUGCCGGUGUCCCUCCCGCUGCCGGUACCCUCCCGUCCGUGCUUCCUCCUCCCGGGAGGGGCGGGGCGCGCGGGGCCACCCCCCGUCACGUGCCUCCGGUCGCCGCCGCCGCGCGCACCGGGGGGAGGCGGGAGCGGCGGAACAUGGCAGGUACCGGCGGGGGCGCGCCCGGCACGCACCGGCCGGCGGGGACGCGCACAGGGCACCAGCGGGCGAGCGGGCAGCGGGCACCGGGCACGGGCAGCGGGCACCGGGCACGGCCAGGCGUGCGCGCACCCCCCUGCACCUGCGUGUGCGUGCACUGUCCCCCCCCAGUCGUGCACACGCGUGUGCCGGCCGCGCGUGCACACAGGCACACGCGAGUGCGCGGGCACGCGGGACCAGGGGUUACCCACGGGAGCGGAGCAGGGGGGGGCUGGAGGCAUGCGGGGGCGCUGGGGGCCGCCUCCCCCGGUGGGGACGAGUGUCUGGAGGAGGACGAGGACGAGCUGGAGCCGGGGCUGGACGAGGCGGAGGCGGAGCCGGAGGCCGGGAGCGGGGCGAAGGCUGCGGGGGGCACCCGGGGGGCCCUGCUGACCCGGCGAGGAAUCACCCUCCGGGUCCUGCUCCGGGACGGCCUCCUGGAGCCUGCCCGAGGUGUCCUCUCCAUAUACUACCUGGGCAAGAAGUUCGUGGGGGACCUGGGUGCAGAUGGGACCAUCACCUGGCAGGAGACAGGGCAGGUGUUCAACUCGCCCAGCGCCUGGGCCACGCACUGCAAGCGCCUGGUGAACCCUGCCAAGAAGUCUGGCUGCGGGUGGGCAUCCGUCCGCUACAAGGGGCAGAAGCUGGACCAGUACAAGGCUGCCUGGCUCCGCCAGCACCAGCCCAACGCCCCACCGGCCACAGAGGAGCAGAGCCUGGCCAGUGAGGGUGAGGAGGAGGAGAUGCCUGAGGAGGAAGAGGAGGAGGUGACGAGGGAAGGUCGGGUGCCCAUGCCAGAGCCAGCAGUGGCCAAAAAACCAGAGGAGAAGAGCAAGAAGCAGCAGUGCAAGAGCCUGGUGGAGCCAGCAGGGACAGAUCCUGGCCCCCCAGGGAGAAGGCUGGAGAGCAAACCCCGGGUGCCCGUCCGCUACUGCACCCUGGGCACCCGCGACUCGGCCAGGAACCCCCAAACCCUGGUGGAGGUGACAACCUUCGCUGCCAUCAACAAGUUCCAACCCUUCAACGUGGCCAUUUCCAGCAACGUUCUCCUGCUCCUGGAUUUCCACAGCCACCUGACACGGAGCGAAGUGGUUGGUUACCUGGGGGGGCGGUGGGACACCAACACGCAGCUGCUGACAGUGCUCCGAGCCUUCCCCUGCCGGACGCGUCUGGGGGAUGCUGAAGCUGCCAGCGUGGUGGAGGAGGAGAUCUGCCAGAGCCUGUUCCUGCGGGGGCUGUCCCUGGUGGGGUGGUACCACAGCCACCCCUUCGGCCCCGCGCUGCCCUCCCUGCACGACAUCGAUGCCCAGAUGGAUUAUCAGCUCAAGCUGCAGGGCAGUGGCAAUGGCUUCCAGCCCUGCCUGGCCCUCAUCUGCGGACCAUACUACCCUGGCAAUCCUGGUGUGGAGUCCAAAAUUGCACCCUUCUGGGUGAUGCCACCCCCAGAGCAACGGCCCAAUGACUACGGCAUCCCCAUGGAGGUGGAGGUGGCCUACAUCCAGGAUGGCUUCCUCACCAACGAUGUCCUGCAGGAGAUGACGCUGCUGGUGGAGUUCUAUAAAGGAGCUCCUGACCUGGUGAAGUUCCAGGAGCUGUGGAGUCAGGACCAGACCUACCUGGACAAGCUGAAGGGCUCCCUGGCCUCCCGCACCCCCAAAGACCAGAGCUUCACCCACAUCCUGGAGCAGAUCUACAGCCUGCUCAAGCUCAGCAGCUGA
Indicator indicator is the source of this 2244-nucleotide messenger RNA. RefSeq names its product MPN domain containing (gene MPND). Gene Ontology annotation, biological process: double-strand break repair. Gene Ontology annotation, cellular component: BRCA1-A complex; BRISC complex. The transcript has 14 exons. The coding region runs from base 1 to 2244 and encodes 747 amino acids. The record is from RefSeq and is a predicted model, not a curated record. Lineage: Eukaryota; Metazoa; Chordata; Aves; Piciformes; Indicatoridae. Gene Ontology annotation, molecular function: metallopeptidase activity; polyubiquitin modification-dependent protein binding.